CGGAGAGUUGGAAAAAACCAGUUUGAUAUAAGUCAGGUACUCAGGUUGGAUUAAAGAUUUAAAGUCUGAAGGGACCAAAGCCAAAGCUUUUCUAAAACACCACCACUCAAGCAAGAAUCAGAGAAGGAUUUACUGGAAGUUCAUAACAGAGCGGUAGAGAGCUCGUGCAAGAAUGGCGACGUAUCUGCAACUGCAAGCGCCCUUGGCGUCGUCGUUAUCUUCUUCUUGUUCCUCCUCCAAAGGACGGAGCUUUAAGACCUGCUGCAGCAUUAACAGCAGAUGUGCGGCCAAGAUUCCUGUGCCUCCGUUGAACCCCCGAGACCCCUUUCUCUCCAAGCUUGCUUCAGUCGCUGCAGCUUCUCCAGAGUCUUUACUCUCCCGACCUUCAAAUUCAGAUACUCCUCCAUAUCUGGAUCUUUUCGACUCUCCGAAGCUCAUGGCAAGCCCGGCUCAGGUGGAACGCUCUGUAUCUUAUAACGAACACAGACCAAGGAAGCCUCCACCAGAUUUGCCAUCACUACUUCUCCAUGGGAGGAUUGUUUAUAUUGGCAUGCCAUUGGUUCCAGCUGUCACAGAGCUUGUGAUUGCAGAAUUGCUUUACCUGCAGUGGAUGGAUCCAAAAGAACCAAUUUAUAUUUAUAUUAAUUCAACUGGUACCACCCGUGAUGAUGGUGAAACGGUUGGGAUGGAGUCAGAGGGUUUUGCUAUCUAUGAUGCAAUGAUGCAGCUAGAAAAUGAAAUACAAACAGUUGCUGUUGGGGCUGCCAUUGGUCAGGCUUGUCUCCUACUUGCAGCAGGAAAGAAGGGUAGACGUUUUAUGAUGCCACAUGCCAAAGCCAUGAUUCAGCAACCUCGUGUCCCAUCAUCUGGAUUAAUGCCAGCAAGUGAUGUUCUUAUUCGUGCAAAAGAGGUCAUAACAAAUAGGGACACACUCACUAAACUCUUGGCAAAGCAUACCGGAAAUCCCAUUGAGACUGUAACAAAUGCAAUGAAGAGACCAUUUUAUAUGGAUUCCACAAGGGCUAAAGAGUUUGGUGUCAUUGACAAGAUUCUUUGGCGUGGUCAAGAGAAAAUAAUGGCUGAUGUUGCCGCACCAGAGGAAUGGGACAAGAGAGCUGGAAUUAAGGUUGUUGACGGCGUGUAAAUCUUCGCUUAGUGAAUGCUAAUAAUCCCUUUACCACUGUGAGGUGGAUUUGGCAUGAAAGUUUUACUAGUAAUAGCAAUGAUUCAUAUUUGAUGGCCAUGGUUCAAAGUUAACUAAGUCUUCAUCGCUAUUGAUCAUUCAUUGUAAUAAAUUUUCACUUAAAAGUAGUUUAACCAAGGGAAUAUGAAAUUUCAAAAAAAAAAAAAAAAUCAAUGCAACUGCAUGAGGUGGAAUUAAGAGAACCUUGUUACCGAAAAAAAAAGUUGACCCUGCUCAAAUCUCAAUUGCUCUGCUGCGGACUGAAAUCAAGAGUGGGACUUGUUCGCUAAGACCUUUUUAUCAAGAGUGGGAUCAAAUCACUUUAUUCAACUCAAACACUGCCUUUACAAUUUUAUGACACGUUAAAUGGAUGAGAUCACGAGACAA
This is a messenger RNA of Nelumbo nucifera (sacred lotus), 1570 nucleotides long. RefSeq names its product ATP-dependent caseinolytic (Clp) protease/crotonase family protein. The record is from RefSeq and is a predicted model, not a curated record. Lineage: Eukaryota; Viridiplantae; Streptophyta; Magnoliopsida; Proteales; Nelumbonaceae. Gene Ontology annotation, cellular component: endopeptidase Clp complex. Gene Ontology annotation, biological process: protein quality control for misfolded or incompletely synthesized proteins. Gene Ontology annotation, molecular function: ATPase binding; serine-type endopeptidase activity; ATP-dependent peptidase activity.